Callorhinchus milii (elephant shark) is the source of this 1554-nucleotide messenger RNA. Its product is annotated as phosphorylase b kinase gamma catalytic chain, skeletal muscle/heart isoform. The coding region runs from base 253 to 1425 and encodes 390 amino acids. Gene Ontology annotation, cellular component: phosphorylase kinase complex. Gene Ontology annotation, molecular function: ATP binding; calmodulin binding; phosphorylase kinase activity. Lineage: Eukaryota; Metazoa; Chordata; Chondrichthyes; Chimaeriformes; Callorhinchidae. The record is from RefSeq and is a predicted model, not a curated record. The transcript has 10 exons. Gene Ontology annotation, biological process: protein phosphorylation; glycogen biosynthetic process.
GUCGCACUGCGACAUCCGAGAGGGAAAGGCUGACACCCGCCCCGGUCCUGAGCGGCUUCACCCCAACUCCCGCGUCAGGAAGUGCUCUCAGAGCCCGAGACGGGGGGAGCGCUCGGCAGUGGGUGUGAGAGAGGCAGAGCCGCGGCACCGACAGAGGGACAGAGGGACGGACAGAGGGACACAGUGAGACCAUCUCCUGCGGCUUUUGGAUCGAUGCCAGGAUAAGGCAGCAGCCAGUUCCCAGGAGAAGGAAUGACCCUCGAGGAUGACCAAGUGAAUGAGGUUGGAGCCCAGGAAUUUCACAGCAAUUAUGACCCGAAGGAGAUUCUGGGCAGGGGGGUGAGCAGUGUGGUGCGGCGCUGUGUGGAGAAGAAGUCCAAUCAAGAUUAUGCCGUUAAAAUUAUUGACAUCACCUCGGAUCAGGUGACCCCACAAGAGCUGGAGGAAAUCCGUGUUUCAACCGUCCUGGAGAUCGAGAUCCUACAGAAAGUGGCAGAGCAUCCACACAUCAUCUCGCUGAAGGAUUGUUACCAAACCUCAACCUUCUUCUUCCUGGUGUUUGACUUGAUGAAGAGAGGCGAGCUGUUUGACUACCUCACCGACAAAGUCAGUUUAAGUGAAAAGGAAACCAGGAAGAUCAUGCGAGCGCUGCUGGAAGUGGUGCAGUUUCUUCACUCCAUGAACAUUGUUCACCGUGACCUGAAACCAGAAAACGUCCUCCUCGAUGAUGACAUGAAUAUCAAACUGUCCGACUUUGGCUUCUCCUAUCAGCUCGCUCCCGAGGAGCAUCUCCGAGAGCUGUGCGGGACCCCUGGCUAUCUGGCUCCCGAGAUACUGGAGUGUUCUAUGAAUGAGGCACAUCCUGGAUACAGCACCCAAGUGGACUUGUGGAGCUGCGGGGUGAUUAUGUACACGCUACUCGCUGGCUCGCCUCCAUUCUGGCACCGGAAACAGAUGCUGAUGUUACGGAUGAUCAUGGACGGAAAUUACAAUUAUGAUUCUCCAGAGUGGGAGGAUCACUCGGACACGGUGAAAGAUCUGAUCUCACACUUGCUGGUUGUGGACCCUGACAAGCGUUACACAGCGGAGCAGGCGCUGGCUCAUCCCUUCUUCCAGCAGUACAUUGUGGAGGAGGUCAGAAACUUCAGCCCGUACCGAAAAUUCAAGAGCAUCAUUUGGACUGUGUUGGCCUCAAUUCGUAUCUACCACCAUUACCGUCAGUCCAAGCCCAUCAGCAAGGAGCUGUUGAUCAGGGACCCUUACGGCAUCAAGGAUCUCCGCAAGAUGAUAGACGGCUGUGCAUUCAAGAUCUACGGGCACUGGGUGAAGAAGGGCGAGCAGCAGAACAGAGCAGCUUUGUUCGAGAACACUCCAAAGGCUAUUCUGUUUUCAAUAAUGGCAGAGAGCCCAUUAGACCUGCCCUAAGGCACAGGGCUGGCUCUGUGUGCAGCCCCGGCCCCUGGCGUUCACACAAAUCUUCUCGUCCCCAUGUAAACAGCCUUGAAUUAUUUCUCUUUUUUAAUAAAUUUGUCCCCGAAACUUAUGAAAAUCAAA